Molecule: messenger RNA, 8367 nt
Organism: Scylla paramamosain (green mud crab)
Lineage: Eukaryota; Metazoa; Arthropoda; Malacostraca; Decapoda; Portunidae
Gene: Pez
Product: tyrosine-protein phosphatase non-receptor type 14-like
Exons: 21
Coding region: 274-4704 (1476 amino acids)
Biological process (GO): protein dephosphorylation
Cellular component (GO): cytoskeleton
Molecular function (GO): protein tyrosine phosphatase activity
Source: RefSeq, a predicted model, not a curated record
GCGCCAGUCAGUGGAGGGAGAACCGCCGGAGGGGAGGGAUCACAAUUACGCUGCUCUGACUUUCAUAUCACGGGGGCUUUACUUGAUAUAAAUAAAGUGUUCGUGCAUGUGUGUGUGAUUUCCUGGACACAUAAGGUAAUACUACACCUGACUGGAUGAUAUGAAAGAGACGUGAUGGACAGAGGCCGUAGAGAGAGGGAGAGGGAGUGUGAUGGUGUGUAGCCCAGUCAUCAUGUGUCCCCUGUCCUCCUGUGUUACCUGAUUGAGGUUACAAUGCCCUUCAAGCUGCGCCUCAAGAAGACACGCCAGUACAAUGUGUUGUCUCGCAAUGUCCUGGUCAUCAGCGUGGAGCUCCUGGACAAGACGACUCUGGAGUGCACCCUCUCUGCAGACUCUACUGGACAGGACUGCCUCCACAAUGUCUGUCAGCGCCUCUCACUCCACCAGCCUGAGUUCCUGGGCCUGCGUUACAUGAGCAAGAAGCCGUAUCCAAAGGUGAGAUGGGUUGAGCUAGACAGGCCCCUUAAGAAGCAGCUUGACAAGUAUGCUCAGUCCCCCACACUGGCCCUCGCUGUUCUCUACUACAUCCACGACGUUGCCCUCCUGCAGGAUGAUGUGACCAGGUCCCACUACUUCCUACAGGUGAAGCAAGAUGUUCUGGAGGGGAAACUGCGCUGUAACCACGAGCAGGCCGUCCUUCUUGCCUCAUACAGCCUGCAGGCUGAGUUUGGAGACCAUCAGCCAGACCGCCACACGGCAGAAUACCUCAAGGACUUCAAACUCUUCCCUAAGCAGAUUGGCAGUGAGGGAGAGGUGGGUGCCCUGCUGGAAGCCGUGGUGUGGCAGUAUUCAUCCCUGCAAGGACUGGCACAGGCCCUCGCUGAGACUUACUAUAUCCUAGAGGCUCAGAGGCUGGAUGGAUAUGGCCAGGAGACUUUCAUGGCCAGGGACGAGAGGGGCAGUGAGGUCUACCUGGGCACCUCAUUAAUGGGUAUUGAUGUACGACCUGCUGCAGGACACACCCAUGUCUUCUACAGGUGGAACGACAUAACGAACCUGGUGAACAACAAGCGAAACUUCGGUAUCGAGUGUCAGAGGACAGAUGAGACUGUUCAUUUCACCUUUGACGAGCCUGACGCUGCCAAAUAUGUGUGGAAGAUGUGUGUGAAACAGCACACCUUCUACAAGCGCAAUCAGGAGGUUCUGGAGGGCGGCACGGGGCCAGAAACACGCAGCUUGGCCAUCCCCGACCUGCAGAGCUCUGUCAUGUCCACCAACACCACGGCCAACACCACACAGCUGCACCACCACUCGCACCACCUCAGCUCCUCGCACGACAUGCUGGACAGUCGAGGAGGGCUGGGAGAAGUAACAUUAAGGAGCUCAGCCGACCAACAAGCCCUGGCCACCUUCUCCACCACCCUGCCCCAGUUUGAGCUCUCCUACAUACAUCAUUCAGCUGAAUCAAGUGGGGGUCACCUUGGGUCAGCAGUGGAGUCUACAGGGUCACAGCUGAUGACUGACCCUUCCUAUGGCCUCCUUUCCCAGUCUGCUUACUCCCUCAACACUUCCCACCACCCACAGCAAACCCAGGUGGUCCUUGCAACUCACAGCCAAGUGUCACAGCAGCAGCAACAGCAGCAGACACAGCAGCAACAACAGCAGGCACAGCAACAGCAGCAACAGCAGCCCCAAACACCCUCCCAGCAGCAGAACCAGCAGCAGCAGUCACAGCUCCAACAUGAGGCAGCAGGCCAGCAGAUUGCCCUCUACUCCUCAAAUCUCAGCCUUCCGUCCACUAGAGGCAGCUUCAGGAGGAGUCUGCUGCCCCAGUACCGACCGGCCCCUGACUAUGAGACAGCCCUGGUGCAGAAGUAUGGCCCAGGAGUGAACCCAGCCAACAUCCGCGCCACCAUGCUCUACUCCUCACAGCCGGAGAUCUCAAAUUCUCACGUUCUGGAGGGCACGGCACAUGAAGUGGCACGUGCAUCAGGAGGCCUUGGCAGUUACAGUCACUACAAGGGUUACACAGACUUGUCCCAGCACCCUGACCCCUCCGUACCUCAACUCAGCAGGUCAGCCGGGAUCCUCAUGCCUGGCCCUCUCCACAACACUUAUAGCACCCCAGAACUUGCAUCACCCUCCCGCGGUGAACUCCUGGAGGAGAGAAGGGAGGGGGCACAGGAGGAGGUGAUGUAUGGCAAGCCACCCCCACCCUACCCCUACCACAAGCCCUCCAGCAACAGCACCCCGGACUUGGCCUCCACCACACAGGGCGGCAGCCAAAGCCCAGAUCUGGCGUCGCGGCGGCGGGCACUGCUGACAGCCUCGCUGGGCUGCCUGGGCUCGCCAGACCUGUCCCGCACCUACGAGAACCUGGCAGACCUGAGCGAGGCGGUGGAGAGCCUGCGUCAUGAGCUGUCCCGAACCACGGGGGAGGGUGGCACAGCCUUUCUGUCCUCCCUGCACCCCUUCAACACCACCUACCACAACUCCUGCAAUGAGCUGGAUGCCAUCUACCAGCUCAGCGAUGGCCGGGUGUCCAUUGCCCCUGCCCCUCCGGCACAAUACCCCCCCACCUCACACUACCCUCCCUCACAGUUUCCUCAGCAGUAUCCCGCUGGGGCAGCAUCAGGGGCACCCCAGGAGCCCAUCUACCAGAACAUUGCCGCUCUCAGGACAGAGGACGCCAGGGAGCGCGCCCGCUCUGCCCCAGAGAUGGACAACGCAGCCCUGGGUGUGUCCGGCCCUGCCCCACCCAGCCACCUGCUGGGCCAGCUGCCGGAGGAGGUGCAGGGCAGCCGCGGCCGCACUGUAUCCCAACCAGCCAGGCAAGCAGCCCUGGAUACCCAGCUGUACCUUGGGGAGCAGCAGCAGCAGCAGCAACAGCAACAGCGCGGCCCCAUCGAGGCCAUCAACGCCACCAUGGGUCAGAUCCCCAUGUUCAGCGCCCAGCAGGAGCUGCGCCACAACCACCACCACCUCCUGCACCUGCAGCAGAUGCAGGCACUCUCCAUGCAGCAGCAACAGCAGCAGCAGCAGCUACAGCAGCAGCUACAAUUACAUCAGCAUAAGGAACAGCAGCUACAACUACAGCAGAAGGAGCAGCAACAACAGCAGCAGCAGCAGCAACAGCAGCAUCUACAGCUACAAGCACAACAGCAGCAACAGAAACAUGUGCAGCACCAAGUGAAUCAGCAGAGGCAGCAGCAGCAGCAGCAGCAGCAGCAGCAGCAGCAGCAACAACAGCAUCAACAACAACAAAUUCAAGAACAGCAGAGACAACAGCAAGACCAACAGCGACAACAACAGCAGCAGCAGCUAAGACAGUCACAGUCACAGGCAGCAGCAGCAGCAGGAGGAGGAGCAGCAGGAGCAGGCCAGCAGGGGAAGCAACAGUCAGCACAGCAGGAGUCAGGCAGCGGCGGGGAAGCAUCGGGUACCAAACUGUCACCGCGCAAGAAGUGGGGCGCUCCGAGUGGCCAGCGCAUGGUGCUAGCGGGGCAGGCAGAGACGGUGAUGCCCUGGGAGACACACGCCCCGCAUGACAGAGGCAAGAGGCGACAGGAGGCGGAGGAGUCGUCCCAGUCCAGGAGUCGUGUCUCAUCCCUUGACUCCAUCCUGGGUCCUGAGUCCAAAACUAAAGGCAGGGAGUCUUCACAGGACCCUCUGGACACCACCACCACAACCACCACCACCACCUCCAGCAGGCAAACCUCAGCAGGGAGUCGGGGGGCCGAGGGUGGUGCCACGGCAGGCAGUGGGGCCAAGGGUGCCACGCCGGAUGUGCUGAGGGGUGCCACACCUAAGGGACCUAAAGACCCCAGGGCUGUGCAGUUAGAAGGACGUCUAGUGAAGGGGGACAUUCUGCAGGAGUUUGAGGCCAUUCCUAAAAUCAAAGCAGGAGCAGUCUUCACCACAGCAACCAAGGCAGAGAACAGCGCCAGGAAUAGGUACAAGGAUAUUGUGCCCUAUGAGGAGAACCGAGUCAAGCUUACCCCCACCAAGGACAACAAGAGUGGAUACAUCAACGCAUCUCAUAUCACGGCAAGUGUUGGGGAGAGCCAGCGUUUCUACAUCUGUUGCCAGGGUCCCCUUGCCAACACAGUGGCUCACUUCUGGCAGUGUGUGUGGGAGGCUGACGUUUACCUGGUGGUCAUGCUUACAUCAGUCAUCGGGGACACAGCCACCAGCAAGAGCUUCCCCUACUGGCCACAGACUGAUAAUACGAGUGUGGAGUGUGAUCAGUUCCGAGUGUUCCGCAAGCACAGCACGGUCAGCCGGUCACACGUCACCAGUCGCCUGCAGGUGGUCCACAUCCCCACACGCAAGAGCCGCAACAUCUGGCACCUGCAGUACACAGACUGGGCGGACCAUGGAUGCCCUGAGGACCUGCUGGGCUUCAUCAGCUUCCUGGAGGAGCUGUCAACACUGCGGCGCUACACCUACAAGGAAGUGAGAGGCGUGGGACGCAACCGCAACACCCCCGUCCUGGUGCACUGCUCAGCCGGCGUGGGGAGGUCAGGCGUCACCAUCCUGUGCGACCUUCUGCUGGAGGCGACGGACCACAACCUGCCGCUGGACCCUCCCAAAGUCCUGCAGCACCUGAGGCAGCAGCGUAUGGCUCUGGUGCAGACCAUAGCGCAGUACAAGUUAGUCUAUCAGGUCCUGCUGGCUUACCUCAAUAGGGCACGGCUAAUCUAGUGAAGGGUGUUGGUAGCAGUGUUGAGUGGCUGGAGAUUGAGGACUGAGGCUGCUGGAGAGGUGAGGUGCCAGGGAUAACAUGCCAGAGAAAGAGAGAAGGCAGAGAGUAAACGCCAGGAUGCCAUAUAUAACCUGUACUUCAAUGCCAUCAUCACUCGCUCCUCGGAGUCACAUUUGUAACUUGUGCCGACUCAUACUCACUCUUAUACUCACUCACAGUCACUCAUGCCUUCUCCGACCACCUGAUAUCCAUGGAAAUAUCAGUGUUGGUCUUACAUCACCCCCUACUACCUUUUACCAGUGUUAGAGGUCUUACAUCACCUCCUACUAUCUUCUACCAGUGUUAGAGGUCUUACAUCACCCCCUACUACCUUCUACCAGUGUUAGAGGUCUUACAUCACCUCCUACUAUCUUCUACCAGUGUUGGAGGUCUUACAUCACCUCCUACUAUCUUCUACCAGUGUUAGAGGUCUUACAUCACCUCCUACUAUCUUCUACCAGUGUUGGAGGUCUUACAGCACCUCCUACUAUCUUCUACCAGUGUUAGAGGUCUUACAUCACCUCCUGCUACCUUAUACUUAGUGCCUUAUCCAUCUUCUGACCUCAGACUUUAUCUUACCACCUGAUAUCAGUAUUAGGGGCCUUACACUAAUACUUAUACCUAAUAUUUACUACCAUAUCAGUCUCACACCUUCUUACUCUACCCUAACACCUGAUAACCUAAAAAAUAUCAGUAUUAGGGGCCUCAUAAAUCACCUACUACCUUAUACUCACUCCCGAAUCAGCCUCAUACUCUUGUGCUUCACUUGAUACUUACUGCGUUGUCAGUCUUACAUCUGUAUAACUGAUACCAACUGAUGACCACACCCUUGUAGCCAACAGGUGACUCGUGUGACCUAAGAUGACCUGGGUAAACACUUCUAGGUCAUCUGGUUAACUUUGCCAAGCUUCGUUAUCAUUGUCGUCGUUAUCGUAUCAUACAGUGUUCAGUUUUAUUUAUUUAUUUAUUUUUAUUUUUAUUUUUUUUUUUUUUUUUUUUUUUUAUUUUAUUUAUUUUUUUUUUUUUUUUUUUCUCCCUCCCCUGUGUGGUGUUUUAUUUUUGUGUCUACAGUGAAUGGUUUCCUUCCUUGUUAUUUCCUAUUUUUCUCAGCAGGACUUGUUUUUCAAAGGCCACAGAGAUAAUUAGUUUGAUCUUUUCUACAUCUUUCUAGUUAGUGCAGAAUCCUUGUUGAACACAUGAACACAGCACCAAAAGAUAGAGUAGUGUUGACAUGCUAUGCUCGUGUUGUAUUCGGGACAGUUUCAAGGCCUGUAACACAUUGACAUUUCACUGCAACACCACAAGAUAGAAUGGCAUUAAUGUGUUAGGUUUGUGUGGUGUGUGUUGCUUGUGUUGUGUUCCAAGGCCUGUAACACCACUACAACACUUUUGAAAACCACAAUAACUUCCACUACAGUCUGUCAAACUAUCACUGGCAUCAUGAAAACACCUUUGAAAACCACAAUAACUUCCAAAACCCCCUUGAAAAUCUUUAUAACUUCCAGUACAACCUGUCAAACUUUCACUAGCAUUAUGGAAACACCCUUGAAAACCCUAAUAAUUUCCAAAAACACCCUUGAAAACCGCAAUAACUUCCACUACAGCCUGUUAAACUAUCACUAGCUUCAUGAAAACACCCUUGAAAACUACAAUAACUUUUACUACCAUCCUUAUCAACCCUGUUGACUUCCACUGAACCCUUUUAGAUGUGAGGGAAAAGAGAUGCUGCUGAGAUGUCUAGGAAUAUACUACUUGAUCUCAUUCCUCUCCCUUGUGCUUUACGGAGUCUUUCUCUCGUCUUGGCCCUCCAGUACAGUGCCUUGUGAAUCCCUGUGAACUAAGUGCCAGACCUUCCCUCACUAAGUGUCUUGCCUUCCUUUGUGGUGAGUGAUCGGCAAUUAUGAUGCCAUUCCUGAUCUAGUUCUCGUCAUAUCUGAUACUUGUGCUAUGGCUACUGUUGCUGUUAUUGCUUUUGCUGAUGUUACUGUUGUUGUUGUCUCUAUAUCUACUACUACUACUACUACUACUACUACUAUUACUACUACUUAAAUCUUGUGAUAUUUCAUAUUUGUUAGACCUUGCAGUAUUUAAUUCUUUUAUCCACACAAUUUAAUCUAGACAUCAGAACAGAAAACAUAACAAUGUAUUUUAUUGAUAACUUAAAAGAGUUUUAUAUGAGUCUUGCAAUACUUAAUUUUUAUUUUACUUGUAUUCUCAUCUCCAUUUGAAAAAAAGAAAAAAUCCAAACCAAAAAAAAGCAUCAGUUGUUUUUACAUACAACUUAAAAAAAUGCAUAUAGAAACAUUUAAAAAAAAUAAUGUUUUACAUAUAACUUGAAAAUACAUAAAAAAGCUUAUUCAAAAAGCAUCAAUUUUUAUGUAUACCUUUCAAAAUACUUAAAAAAGAAAACAAGACACUAAAAGAAUCAAAGAAGUAUCAGAUUUUAUGUAUAUCUCUCAAAAUAUGUAAAAAGGAAAAGAAAACAAAAAAAUAACCUUUUAUGUAUAACCUUAAAACGCACAGCCAAAAAAGAACAUCCAUUUUUUACGUAUAACUUUCAAGACACAUAAAAAGGAAAACAAUGAUACGUAAAUCACACAUCAAUUAUUAUACUCAAGUCUGUAUAGCAACAUAGACGUACACUUUUAUACACUUUUAUACUUCACACACAGACAUACAUACCUUUAAAACCAAGUCUGUAUCGUGAUAUAGACUAUAGACUAACAUACACACCUCAUACUUUAUACAUAGAUAUAUACUUUGAAGCUUCCUGUGCUCCUGGGCUGGCUGGUGGGAAGGUUGGCAGCACUGGUGAUGACUAGGGUGAGAUUGCAAUAGUGUAGCAAUGGACCAGUCACCCUUAUGUUGGUCUUUGCCAGGAGAGAGCAACAGGAGGGGUGACUGUGUGUGUGUGUGUGUGUGUGUGUGUGUGUGUGUGUGUGUGUGUGUGUGUGUGUGUGUGUGUGUGUGUGUGUGUGUGUGUGUGUUUUCCUGGCUGGGCAAUCAUUAGUUUUUACUUCGCACGAACUUAACGAACGGCAGUUACGUAUAUAUAUCCGUGUAAUAUCGUUCGUACGUAUGUUUUGUAUGUAUUGCUAGUACUACUACUACUACUACUAUUACUACUACUUCUACUCAAGGCAGCGUGUUAAUUUGCAUUAUCAGCAUUAAGGAGAUGUAAGCUAAUUUUUACUGUGUGUGUGUGUGUGUGUGUGUGUGUGUGUGUGUGUGUGUGUGUGUGUGUGUGUGAGAGUGUAAUCUUGCGUCCAGUACAAAUUGUCGUGUGUGUGUGUGUGUGUGUGUGUGUGUGUGUGUGUGUGUGUGUGUGUGUGUGUGUGUGUGUGUGUGUGUGUGUGUUUGUUUGUUUUUCUUACUUCCUUUUCUCUCUCUCUCUCUCUCUCUCUCUCUCUCUCUCUCUCUCUCUCUCUCUCUCUCUCUCUCUCUCUCUCUCUCUCUCUCUCUCUCUCUCAUAAGGGCCACUAGGGCUGCUGCUGUUUGGUCUUCCUUUGUGUUCCUUCGUGUAUCUUGUUGCUCGCUGCAAUCUACUGACUUCAGAACAAUUUGAUGUAUUUAUAACCAAAGUCUAUUUUGGCAGUAAAAAUUGUGUUUUUUAUUAUUAAACU